Alternaria rosae is the source of this 3661-nucleotide messenger RNA. RefSeq lists its product as uncharacterized. Bases 34 to 3468 code for a protein of 1144 amino acids. Gene Ontology annotation, biological process: regulation of DNA-templated transcription. The record is from RefSeq and is a predicted model, not a curated record. The transcript has 6 exons. NCBI's taxonomy places the organism in Eukaryota, Fungi, Ascomycota, Dothideomycetes, Pleosporales, Pleosporaceae.
CGCUGAACUGUCGUUCGCAUCGUCUACGUUCAGAUGGAUCCUAAUAUUGUUAUCAGCUCGGCGUUUACCAUCGGCGCAAGCGCAGCCCAACUUUCGCUCGCUCUCUUUGGAGUAGUCCAGACACUCAAAAAUGCACCCAGUGAGAUAGCGGAGAUCGCGGAUGAAAUAUCUUUACUCGCGGGCAGUUGGCAGACCCUCGGAGAAAUUCUGGAUGUCCAUCGCGACUUGUGCAAGCCUGCACUACUCAAAAACACUCACUUGAUCAUAUCGCGAUAUGAACAGGUUGCUGCAGAAAUCCGACUACUCAUCAAUGAACCUCAAAGCCUAGCGGGGCUCAAGUGGCCGCUGAAGAAACCCAAAGCAAAAGGUCUUUUGAAGAAAGUCGAAGGAAUCAAGACUGCAUUGAUCCUAGAAAUCAACAUUGUUCGACUUGCCAGGGAAGAGGUUAAUCGGCCAUAUCCCGACCCUUACUCGAACGGUCAACUCCAGGGUGGUCCAAGAUUGAAUCGCUUUCGUAGAAUCGUGGAAAGUAGUGUCCAGGCGAACCGGCUCGUCGUAGAGAGCGCACAAAAGGAAGACGAAAAACUUGAAGCUGACACACAACAUCACACCUCGGCAGAACUAGACAUAUGGAAAAGUGGCUCUUCCGAUACUGCGACCUGGCUCUAUCAUCUUGUAUUUAGCCCUGACGCAGCGAGUCCUUCAUCUCCCUCACCACAACCCCGUCAGCUUCACCAAGCAUCCGUGGCCGAUGAAAGUGCUGAAACGAACACGAAAACCGGUUUCUUACUGUCUUCUGAAGCUCCCAUACCACCGAAGAGGCGACCUUCGGAACCCGAAGACAAAGCCUUAAUCUUAUGGAGCAAACAAACCGAGCCAGGCUUAGUAGCGGAUAGACUACUCUCCUCGUGGACCACGCUCUCGUCCAGUCAGAUUGGCCUCAGCUCGACUCGUCAUCACAGUAUUGAAGGUGCGGAGGAUGAUGAAUGGAGGGAGGGCAUCUUAAACAUGGCAGAGGAGGAGGCAGAGAAGGACGACAACUCAUCUUUUGGUGAGUGGGAACAAGAGAAUGACCCUAUCGGGUCAGAUGACGAAGCAUUCCAGAGUGCGGAAGAAGCUAGCACGAUCGGCACCAAUGCACCCCCGUACAACUUCCGCAGCAAUACUCAGAAGGCACGUACGAGGAGUGCAAAGACCGCUGAUCAUUCUGAUUCGUGGGCCUAUACAUACGGAUCGUCACCGGUUUACGGCAAACCACCGGAGCCCAGUCGAGUUACUGGCGAGCCACAUGUGUCAUUCCGUACAUCGUCUACCAGCCGUCCCCGCCGCAACAGAUCUAAACAAAGGAGGCCUACCAUGUCUACCACCAGACCACCAUUCUUAGAGGCCGACAGCAGGAGGUCUUCAUCCCGAGUUCACACUAUUCAUAGUGAUUCGAUGGAUUCAGCUCACAGUGCGCCCAGUCGUGACUAUUUCGACAGUGAACAUUACCGAGAGAGAGCCAGACCCGAGUUUUCCAAUCCAUUUAGGCCUGGCCACAUCCCGCCAUCUGUCAGUUACGGGCAAACUCCUCCGCCAUGGCAGGGAUCGUCACACGUGCGACCACCCCCCGAGUACCACCAAGAGCCACCAAGACAAGCAUAUGCAUCCGACUCACACUUGCCAUAUCCACGAUCUCCUCCGAGUCCUCAACAAGUCGCCGCUCCUUUACCGCCAUCUCCAGUACCUGCUCCACCAAUUCCUACUCUACACAUGCCUGCUCCAUCGAUGCCUGCACCACUGGUGCCUGAUCCACCUGUGGAGAUGCAACCUAAGACGUCUGAAAAUGAGGCUAGGGAAGAUGCGCUUCUCGCCAGGGUAGAGACCUUGCUUCAGAAGCGCAGCCAAGAACCUCGUGUUGAGUAUGAAGACCCGCCGUUCUCAAGAUUGGCGAAGGUAUUGCAAGAGCGUGAGGUCCAAAGCGAACGGGAACGAGCCAAUGCAGCAACUGAAGCGCGCACGAACCAGAUGCAAGUUGUUCAUGAAAAAAACGAGGAGAAAGUGAAGCAACUCGAAAGUCUCGUGGCGGCUCAAAGGGCAGAGCAAAGGCGCAUGGAGGUUAUAUGGGAGGAGGAAAGGAAGGCUAUUGAAGCAAAAGCCACAAAGCAAGCUCAGGAAGUGAGAGAACAGGCAGCGAAAGAGAUCGCGGCCGCGCAGAUGGCCAAAGAAACAGCUCAAGCAGCCCUCAAUGUUGAGAGGCUAGAAACCGAAAAAGAAGCAAGGAAAAGAGCUGACGCCAUUUUCAAGGCCGAAAGAGAACGAACGGAAGAUUUCCACAAAUUGCAAUUGCAUCGCUACGAGGAGCUACUUCAUGGGCUACGAGAGCAGCUGCUGAACUCAGAGCAUGAAAGCGAUCGGGCUAUAAGACGGACCCAAAUUGCGGAAGGCAAUCGCACCGUGGAUGUAACAGAAUAUGCGACAAGCAAACGAGCUCCACUUUCGAUAUCGGCUUCUUCCUCAUUCAUAGACAAUUUUGCACACUUGGAUAUGAGGCCCGGUCGGACUAGCUAUCACGACCGGCCCCAAAGAAGUUCCCGUCGCCACAGCUUUCGUAGCACUACAGCCUCAUUGCAUGCUUCGCGUGCUUCGUUGGGGAGUAUAGGUACUCCUGACAGUACUUCAAAAUCUCAGCAGGUGAUCAUCUUCCCUGCAAAAGCCGACAGACGCUCCCAGAGGAUGCACAAGCUACAGAAGUCGUUGACUAGAUUUGGGAUUGAAUCUGAUUUUGAAGAUCCAGAAGACCUGCAUCAAUUGCACACCAGUCAACUUGUACAAUAUGACUACGACAACACGAAUGACCAGACUGUUAGAAGUACCAUCUUUUGGGAGGCGUCUGCGCUUAAUCUAGGAAGUGAGCUCCUGCUCACCAUGAGGCAAGCCGGAUGGAGACCAUCCUACACUCGCAUAUCAGAGAAAGGCCAAACUCACUAUUUAGGAAGUCAACCGGUGCAUACCUAUUUCUUCGAUCCGGACUACGAACCGCAGUUUUCCCCGUCUGAGACCGCACCAGGCAAGGAGUCGAUCACUAUUCAGAAAGCCCUCGUGGAAGAAUAUGCACUGAUUGAGCUGGGUUUCAAGUUUCAUACCAACGAUACAGGCGUAUAUGUUCUCGAUGGUAGACUUACAUAUAACGAUAUCGAGACUCUGAUUGAACGGUCAUUUCUGAUGAGAGAAAACAACUAUCGACGACUACACCGCCAGCUACAAUGGCACUUCGACAAGGAUCCCGAGGUACCCUUAAGUACCUACCCGGCCACGUAUGCGCCAUCAGUGCACUCCGUACCGUCCGUGUACUCGGGCGAGAACUCCACUGUCUGCGACGAUACCGACACGGAGACGCAAGGCAAAAGGAACCCAAGCUCAGCAGGCUCUGAUACCGACCAAUCUGAACUUGACAAAAGAGCUUCUUGUUCCUCACUACCCUUGUGACCAUCGAGCUCGCUACUCUGAUGAAUCACGAUUAUCCGAAAUCUAUCGUAUACACAAAGCUAGACCCUUGAAUCUGCGUCUAUCCUGCAAAGCUCGCAAAGUGUCUUCGCGCCAGGAGUAGUUGCCCAGGUGGCCUCCCCGCUAGCCUAUGACGCAAUCCGCAUCCCGAGAAUCGGUAUCAUUCCGAAGCAAC